This is a messenger RNA of Salarias fasciatus (jewelled blenny), 4193 nucleotides long. RefSeq names its product protein FAM102A-like. The transcript has 12 exons. The coding region runs from base 293 to 1462 and encodes 389 amino acids. The record is from RefSeq and is a predicted model, not a curated record. NCBI's taxonomy places the organism in Eukaryota, Metazoa, Chordata, Actinopteri, Blenniiformes, Blenniidae.
GAGAACUGACUGUGUGUAUGUGUGUGUGUGUGUGUGUGUGUGUGUGUGUGUUUGCGUGGCAGCUGUUCGCAGUGGGAGAAUCUGAAAGGACUCACAGCCAGCCCAAGUUUGGACUGGAGUCUCCAGAAGUGCCUGAAAACUCCACAUCCACUCUGGUCCAGCAGCACUCCAGAAAUGAUUAACCUGGAAGCAGAGCAGGACUCUCAGCCCUCACUAUAGACACACACUCACACACACACACACACACACACACACUCUUUUUGAUCCCAUCGCUCCCCCAGCAGCCUCCUCCAUGGCUUUCUUAAUGAAGAAGAAGAAGUUUAAGUUCCAGGUGCACUUCACGCUGGAGGAGCUGACCGCCGUGCCUUUUGUCAACGGAGUGCUGUUCUGCAAGAUCCGGCUGAUUGAUGGGGGCGACUUUGCCAUCUUAUCGUCCAGGGAGGAGGUGCAGCAGAACUGCGUCCGUUGGAACAAGAAGUUCUCCUUUGUGUGUAAAAUGAGCGCCAACGCGGUCAGCGGCGUGCUGGACCCCUGCAUCUGCAGAGUGUCUGUACGUAAGGAGCUGAAAGGAGGGAAAGCCUUCUCCAAGCUAGGUUUUGCUGAUCUCAACAUUUCCGAGUUUGCUGGUUCAGGCUCCACGGUGCGAUGCUGCAUCCUCGAGGGUUAUGACACCAAAAACACCCGGCAGGACAACUCCAUCCUCAAGGUCACCAUUGGGAUGACCCUUCUUUCCGGGGAUCCCUGCUUUAAAACGCCUCCCAGUACGGCCAAGUCGGUGAGCGCCGUGGACAGAGACCCCAGCCUGCAGCCGGACUGUAAGGGGGAGAGCACGGAGGGGCGGGGCCAGCUGCGGGGGGGCAUCGGGGAGGGGCCCCGGGCCCUCAAGCCCCGCCAGGCGUCCGUACGCAGCUCAGGGCUGCCGGAGGAGGGCGAGUGUGUGUCCAGCCCUGAUGACAGCUUCCACACCGGUCAUUUACGCAGCUCCAGCUAUGCCAGUCAGCACAGCAAGAUAUCAGGUUACAGCACCGGCCACUCCCGCUGCUCCAGCCUCACCGACCUCAGUCACCAUCGAAACGCCUCCACCAGCAGCAGCGCCUCCGGUGGCCCCGCCCACCCGGCCCCGCCCACCCCCACCGAGCCCCGCCCACAAACCUCGCCCACCAAACCGGAGCGGCCCCCGCCUCCGUCUGCAGCGGCGCUCAUGUCCAACAGCCGGUCCUCCAGGAGGAAGAAGGACAACCUGGAGCGGCAGCACAGCUGUGUGGACGACACCCGGAUCGACGCCGACGACAUCGUGGAGAAGAUCGUGCAGAGCCAGAACUUCUCUGACAGCAGCAACUGUGAAGACAGCAACCUGAGGCUGUUUGUGAGUAAAGACGGGACCACUGCUCUGAGCGGAGCGCACCUGGACAACAGAGGAUCUCCUGGAGCCUUCGAACCGGUGGUCAUCAAGACCCACUGACAGAUGUCCUCCUGCAGCUCCACGUCCCCCUCCACAUCCACCAGAUGUUCCCUGCAGCUCCAGAUGUCCCCCAGAUGUCCUCCAGAUGCCCCCCUGCAGCUCCAGAUGUCCCUGUCGCUGGCUGGUCUGUCCUGCAGACCGCCUGCUUCACGCAGCUUCAGACUCCUGGUCUGGACUCCUGGUCUCUGUCGUUUCGCACUCGGAGCCUUUCAGAGGUCCGAUCCCGGAGCUGUGAGGUUGGAGGUACGUCUGAAGGUGACUGGAUGUAAUAAAACCACUACGAAAAGAAAACCACUGACCCUGACCCCGACCCAGCCGCUGACCCAGCCGCUGACCCUGACGCUGACCCUGACGCUGACCCUGACGCUGACCCUGACCCCAGGAGCUGUGAAGGACACUGACCUGCCGGACUGUGAUUGUUCAGGAUCGGUCUCUGUGGUGGUUUUGGCGUUGCCGUCUGUCAGCUGACCCCUGGACGUGGGCUGGACCCGCCGUCACUCUGUCCAUUUAUGUCUUUAGGCUCUUUUUUUUUUUUUUCCAGGGAUGAAAUCUUCAGGCUACUGAAUCACGUAGCAUUCAGUGCUAACACCAUGAAUCCAAACUCAGCAAAUCUGAACUUUAAACUUGAUUUAUUUCCUCUAAAACGUGAUUUUUUUUUUUUUUUUUUUUUUUUUUUUUGUGGACAUUUACACCAUACCUGCCCUGCAGAGGGAGCCGGCAUAAACCUGCUGCUGCCUGCUUCAUCGUUUUGAUGGAGAAUUCCCAUCAUGCAGUGAGGAAUGAGCUCCGUGCUCCUGGUAGCAGCAGGCAGGCCUGUUUCCGUCCUCACGGUCCAGAACCAGAAAUUUUAGGAGGAAGAAAUGUUACAUGUGUCCAGACCAAAGUGUGAAAUCUCUUCAAAUUUAGAGUCAAUUCUUGUUUUUCCAUCUGCAUGAGUUCCAGAGUUGACGGCACACAUUGCUAUUCUGUGCACAUAAACUCAUGUUUUCCCUGCUUUCUGAUCAAAAGUGUACGAUAAAGACAAAACUCAGGGAAUCCGUCGCUCACUCUUCCUGGAAUCUAUAAAGUCUCCACGAGCGUGUUUUAUGGAGUCCAAACAUCAGAGGUCAUUACUGACUGGUCGACCCUGAUAAACUCUUUUUACGAAGCUCAUCAAAAUCAUUUGCUUCUCCUCUGAUCAUGUGAUAUUUUAUGUAUUUAUGAGAACAGAAGCUUUCGAAUAGAAGACUCAUCCUGCAGGUACUUCUAUGAAUAAAGGGAGAUUUGACAGAACUGACUUAACGGAUCAGAAUCUACAGGAAGCUGAUCGUCUUCUUGCUCAAAUUAAAGAAAAGGUUCGGCUGGUUUCUUCUUCAGGUGGUACUUUGGCCUCCAGAUGACCUUUUCUUGGACUCUUCUCCGAUUUUGCAAUGAUGGAAAAUCAGUUUUAAAAGUUUAACAGAUCUAAAAUGGAACAAACUGUUGAUGAUCUGCUGCAAAACUGAAUAUUUUCUACAGUUUCUGCUUUUUCUUCGUCUGUAUUUUGAGGCAUAAACACUGAUCAGACGGGGAGAAGCUGAAGCUUCCCGAGUUCAUUUGAUCUGAUCCUGAGGAGGAAACUUCUCCUUUAUACUGUUUUGCACAUUUAAAACCUCUGUGGAGACGAUUAGAAGACCACUUGAACUGAAGGAGGCUCCGGCGCCGCACGUUUUACCGCAGCGUUUCGUCUGUUUGCGGCCGCUCUCAUCUGGAAGCGGCACCGGUGGAUUUCUACCCUGAAGUGAAGCAUUUGAAACCACAUCAGGACAUCGUCAACAGACUGAGUUAAACUGUAGUGUUCCUGUUUUAAGCCAAAGACAGACACCGAUUUGCAUCUGGGCCUGGAUCAGUCGCGCUAUCCACCGGUAAAGGUCAGGUAAACAUCCUCCCUCCUGGCGUCCCAGAGGGCUGCUCCCUCCGUGCCCCUGGUCCUCCUCCGGCUCACACUUCUGGGACUUUAUAUCUGUUUUCAUCAAACUUAAUGCUGCUUUCAAGAAAACAUCUUUUCAUUUUGCUCUUACCCGCGUUUGAAACUGACAGCAGCAAAAAUGACGAGUUUAAAUCAAAACUUAUUGCACUUUACAGCUUCAGGCAUUUUUCUGUGCUUUUUUUUUUUUUUUUUAAAGAAAUUGUGGUGUUUAUGCGAGUGUGAGUGUUUGUGUGUUUGCCUGCAGUAGCAGCUGUUGGGAGUCUCUUCCUGUGUCUGCAGCAGUGUCUCUGUGUUUCCAGACCAGCUGGCUGGUCUGCAGAGCCUCCGCGGUGGUUCAGGUUAUCGUCAGAUGUAGUCCGCUCCUGUCAUGUGACCCGCCGCUUCGCACCUGACCGUGUGUGAACUCCAAUGUGUGUCCGUGCUGUAUGUACUCCUGGUGAAAGGGUUUUUAUAUACUGUUUUUUAACGAUCUGAAUGGUCGGGAGUGGGAUUAUAAAGUUCUAUCAGCAUUGUGAGGUGGGUGGAAGGGAUAGAUUCUUAUAUAAACUGUUUUCUACUAUAUUUUAAGACUUAUUUAAUUCAAAUUCAAGUUAGUGAAAAGAUCAUAUUUGUUAAAUUAUAAUAUAUGAAUAUUAUUAAGAGCCUUAGUAUGUGAUGAAACCAUGUUUGUGUAUUUUUGUUAUCUCUCUGAACACGUAUAGGGAAUCCUUUCUCUCUCUUUUGUAACUAUUGUCACUUCUUGUGUUACACUGCCAGAAAAUAAACGUGGAAGUCACAUUGUAA